Molecule: messenger RNA, 1718 nt
Organism: Trichomycterus rosablanca
Lineage: Eukaryota; Metazoa; Chordata; Actinopteri; Siluriformes; Trichomycteridae
Product: phospholipid scramblase 2
Exons: 7
Coding region: 81-767 (228 amino acids)
Biological process (GO): plasma membrane phospholipid scrambling
Cellular component (GO): plasma membrane
Molecular function (GO): phospholipid scramblase activity
Source: RefSeq, a predicted model, not a curated record
CGGGAGCAGCCAAUCAGAUGCGCAGUUUGUUAUGGAGCUUGAGCGCACUUGAUCUACCUCGCUUUCUUUAAAUAAGAAACAUGGAGCAUAUGUACAUGGUGCCCAACCCUGGGCUGCCUGCCUACCCCCCUGGGCUUGAGUACCUCACACAGAUCGAUCAGCUGCUGAUUAAACAGAAGGUAGAGCUUGUAGAAGCACUGGUUGGCUUCGAGAGCAAUAACAAAUAUGAGAUGAGAAAUUCGAUGGGGCAGAACGUCUUUUACGCAGUGGAGGAGAAUGACUGUUUAACACGACAGUGCUGUGGCCCGUUACGCUCUUUCACCAUCCGCAUCCUCGAUAAUUAUGGCCAGGAAGUGAUCACAGUCACAAGACCCCUCAAGUGCCAGUCCUGUUUCUUCCCAUGCUGUCUGCAGGAGCUGGAGGUGCAGUCUCCUCCAGGGAACAUUGUGGGCUUUGUGCUUCAGGAGUGGCACCCUUUCCUCCCCAAAUUCACCAUCUAUAAUGAGCAUAAGCAACCUGUCCUGAAACUGCAGGGUCCCUUCUGUGGCUGGAGCUGCCUCCCAGAUGUCGACUUUGAGAUUUUGACCAUGGAUGAAGUGAGCAUCGGGAGGAUCAGUAAACAGUGGACAGGUCUGCUCAGAGAGAUCUUCACUGACACUGACAACUUUGGAAUCCAAUUUCCCAUGGACCUUGAUGUUCGAAUGAAAGCAGUUAUGAUCGGCCUCUGCUUUCUUAUUGACUUCAUGUUCUAUGAGACGGACAACUAACUGUUGUGCACAGCAAGAAAGGAAGUGCCUCAGGUGGAGGAAAAAAAAAAAAAAAAAGAAUUUUGACUAACUGGGUAAAAUGAUAUUAAUUAAGCCAUUGUUCUCCUUAUACAUAAAAUGAAGUUCAGGAUGAGGGUUCAGCCUCUAGUGCACCACUGAAGCUGGAGACCCCGAAACCAGAAACAGCCCAAACAUGUAUGUGCAUUGUUUAAAGGUUUAAUGAUACUGGUUUGUGCUUCUGCUCCACAGAAAAUCAGUGAAUGACACUUAAGAUGGAAAACCUGAUAUUAUGUUUUGAAUGUUACUUAUAUAUUUGCUAUUAUGUUGAAAUGACCAAAAUUACAUAGUGGUUUGUAACAUGUAAAUACAUUUUGCAUAGGUUAAUGUAAGCAUUUACAUUACAUUUGAAUAAGAGUGCAGUCACGGAAAAUACAUUGUAAAACCAUUGAGUCAUUGUAAAACCACUGGCUUGUAUAAAAUUGAGAAUGUUUGAAAUUCUUACUGCACUGCUAACUUAUUUAGUUCAUGUCUUGUGUGUUGCUUUUGUUUUUUUAUUAUUAAUAAUUGUCACUACUGUUUUUAACUAAUUUUACAAACUGAUCUCAUCAACCACUUUUACAGAAAAACCACAUGAACAUCUUCAUAACAGUACCAAAUGUUUGCAGUAGAGGGCAGCAACAGUCUGUGAGAGAUGCAUAUCCAGUGCUCAUGCUUUUUUUUUUUUUUUUUUUUAUUAUUUUCAUGGCUAUGAUCAAAAUAAUUUAUGGGACUUGGUAUGCAUGCACACGACUAACGCUUGCACUUUAUAAACCGCCAUAGACAGUUUCUGUGUGCAGCUGUAGUUUAGUGGAUGCUGGUUGUGCCCGUGGAUUUACAGUGAUACACAAAAUAUACAGUACUUGCUCGACUGGUCAUUUUUAUUAAAAAGUAAUUUAUUUUCAACUUUAAGAA